AGCAUCACUCCCACACACAUCGAUUUUCCUCCCCUCUCCCACCUCGCACACCCCAGCUACUCGCUCCCAGGGUGAGUUACUGCUCCACCUGGAGGCUGUGAAGGGGGCAGAGGAUAGAGUGGACGCCUGGGGGUAGCGGCGUGGUGCUGUGUACAGUAUUUCCUCACUGAAGUUUUGUUAUUAGUCUACCAAAGAUGGAGGGCAAUGGUAGUAAUUCAGGUCUCAACAUGGAGUCCAUAUGCAGUGCAAGAGGUGACAAAAAACAAGAUCAGGUACUGCUUCAGCCCUUCAUUUAUGUGCUCCAAGUUCCUGGGAAGAUGAUCAGAGGAAAACUUGCUCAGGCUUUCAAUUAUUGGAUGAGGAUUCCCGAGGACAAGCUUAUGGCAAUAUCAGAAGUUAUCCAUAUGUUACACAAUGCGAGUCUCUUAAUAGAUGACAUCGAGGACAGCAGUGUGCUCCGAAGGGGCAUCCCUGUUGCCCACAGCAUAUAUGGUGUUGCUUCAACAAUCAAUUCGGCUAAUUAUGUUUAUUUUUUGGGUCUGGAGAAAGUUCUUACCUUAGAUCAUCCUCAGGCAACUACAGUAUUCUGCGAACAGUUGCUUGAACUCCACCGAGGCCAGGGGAUGGAAAUAUACUGGCGGGACUCCUUCACAUGUCCGUCUGAAGAGGAAUACCGGCAAAUGACUAUCAAGAAGACUGGUGGACUUUUUGGCUUGGCUAUUCGUUUAAUGCAGCUCUUCAGUCAGGUUCAAGAUGAUUUUUCUACUAUCACAGGAAUUUUGGGGUUGUACUUCCAGAUUCGUGAUGAUUAUGCAAAUUUGUGUAUGAAAGAGUAUAGUGACAGCAAGAGUUACUGUGAAGAUCUGACGGAAGGAAAAUUCAGCUUCCCUGUUAUUCACGCAAUCAGAACACAGCCGGAUGACCAACAAGUUAUCAAUAUUAUCCGACAACGUCCGAAGGACCUAGAAGUGAAGAGGUAUUGUGUAUCCCUCCUUGAAAAGUUUGGAUCUCUACAACAUACCAAAGAAACAUUGAGGACAUUGGAGAGUGAAGCUCGGGAGGAAAUUCGGAGACUAGGUGGAAAUCCUCAUUUAGAGAAAGUUAUGGAUGAAUUACGAAACUGGGAAAAUUUGUAAUUACAGUAAUGCUGAUAUCAGGGUUUUGCCUCUGGCAUGUAGCCUAAUUCAGUGCUCAGUUGAAAUAAAUACAUUUCUUUUUACUGUACAUGUGUAAGUUAAUUUAAACUUAUUAGUUUAAAAGGUAUAAAUUUUGUUUUAUACAAAAUAUAAUCUAUUGCCAAAGUUUGGUAUAAUGCUGUACAUUUCAAUAUUUAUUUUAUAUGUUCUACCAAUUAUUAUUUAUGAGGACAUUUUAAAAUUUUACAAUGGUCAAUAUUCUAAUGUUUGUAUUAUUUUUGGGAGAAUUUGUUUAUUUCAUACUUAUACAGUAGAACUGUAUAGAUUGUUAUCUGACAUGUAUAUGUUUGCUGAAAAUGCUUUAGAAUCCAAGGAAAGCAAAACUGAAGUCAUUCAUAUAGUACCAGAUGCAUUAGGCUUAAUUAUGAUUAGUAUUACUUGUCAACUUUUUUUAUACAUAUCUCGAGGGUCUUGAUUUUGUAUAUUAAUUUUAUAAAUACAGCCGAGUGAUACCAUGAA
Molecule: messenger RNA, 1655 nt
Organism: Procambarus clarkii (red swamp crayfish)
Lineage: Eukaryota; Metazoa; Arthropoda; Malacostraca; Decapoda; Cambaridae
Gene: qm
Product: geranylgeranyl pyrophosphate synthase quemao
Biological process (GO): isoprenoid biosynthetic process
Molecular function (GO): prenyltransferase activity
Source: RefSeq, a predicted model, not a curated record